UAAUCAGGUAUUACAUAAAGAUCAAUCUAGGAGUGUUUAAGGUGGCCUAACGUAUAUGUAAUUAAUACAUGAUAUAAAUAGAAAAUAAAAAAUAUUUAAUUAUAAUUAUUAAUUAAUAGUUAUGAUUGACUUGGUUUAUCAAAACGGAUUGAUUUUAGUUUAUAAAAUAGAAGAUUGGGAGAUACUAAGAAAAGAGUAUAGAAUAAUAGGUAACUUCUUAGGAUCAACGCAAUAUGUACCUGCACUUCCCACACAACUACUACCUGAAGAAGCAGUUUUGCUCUUCAAAAACAAUGUGGCACAGCUUGUUAAAUACAGAAAUAUCUCUAAUCAGCUGCAAACACUCGAAGAAUACAAACAAUUUGAGCAAAAGCUACUGGCAGAGGAGAAGAACAUUUAUGUGGACAUGAAAUUGAAAACUGUACAGAUUUACAUUGACAAAAUCAUGAAAGGAAAACAUAAAAAGGGUGACCUAAGGAGUAAAGAGGAAAUAUUAAAAGAUGAAAUAAAUAAAGUUGUUGUUAAUGAGAACAACAUGAUAUGGCCCAUUUUAAGUUAUAACUCAAAUAUUGAAUCUGAACCAGAUAUUGAACUGCAAAAGGAUUUUACAAGGUUAAACAGUAAUAUAAAUAGCAUAGUAUUUGAAGAUUUAUGGCAGAAGGGUUACUGUGUUACUUCAGGACAAAAAUUUGGUGGAGAUUAUUUGGUAUAUGAAGGUGAUCCAUUAAUGUACCAUGCUGUUUUUAUAGUUAAGUGUUUGGAUGACCCUGAAACAAACUUACAUACUAGUGAGUUAAUUGCUUUUGGUAGAUUAAGCACUUCAGUCAAAAAGAGAGCAUUAUUAGCCACUGUAUCCAAUGAUGUAGUUAAAUAUAUUACAAUAAAUUGG
Messenger RNA from Nicrophorus vespilloides, 889 nucleotides. RefSeq names its product tRNA-splicing endonuclease subunit Sen34 (gene Tsen34). Lineage: Eukaryota; Metazoa; Arthropoda; Insecta; Coleoptera; Silphidae. Gene Ontology annotation, molecular function: tRNA-intron lyase activity; nucleic acid binding. The transcript has 5 exons. The annotation marks the transcript as partial. Gene Ontology annotation, biological process: tRNA splicing, via endonucleolytic cleavage and ligation; tRNA-type intron splice site recognition and cleavage. The record is from RefSeq and is a predicted model, not a curated record. Gene Ontology annotation, cellular component: tRNA-intron endonuclease complex.